ACUGAACGGCCCAUCUAUCCCAGCGUCUUCCUUUUAAAGACGGGGAAACUGAGGCCCAGUGAGCGGAGCUGGGGUGGCUCAAGGAGCACCGAACGCCUGGGCCGGGGCGCCUUGGCGGAAACAGAAGUAGGAUCCGCCUCCCGCCUCUCCCGGGCCGAUGUGCCCUCGGGAUACUGUAGGGUGUCUCAGCACAGGAGGGGGCCCUCUGAGCCAGGAGCCCGCAGCAGGAGGAGACUUGGGGUUCCCCGCUGAGGCGCGCAGAGUUGGGGGACGAGGCCGGAGCUGGGGAGAACUUCCUUCAUGCAGCUGAGGAGACCCGGAGCCAGACCCGGCGCCAGCCUCGCCCCGGAGCAGGGGAGGGGCGCGAGAGUGACGCGUGCUGAUGACGGAGCGCCGUGGCGCCCCUGGCAACGGCGGUCCCCAGGGAGCGUCGCGUGCUGAUGACGCACAGGCCCUAGCGACGGCUGUCCCCAGGGAGCGGCGCCUGCUGAUGACGCGAGGCCCUAGCGACAGCGGUCCCCAGGGAGCGGCCGCGCUGCGAAGCAGCAUGGACGCGACCACCGCCCCUCACCGCAUUCCCCCGCAAAUGCCCCAGUAUGGGGAGGCGAACCACAUCUUCGAGUUGAUGCAGAACAUGCUGGAGCAGCUCCUGAUCCACCAGCCCAAGGACCCCAUCCCGUUCAUGAUUGAUCAUUUGCAACGAGACAACGAUUAUGUGCCGAAGAUUGUACUAUUAGGCCCACCUGCCUCGGGGAAAACAACCAUAGCUAUGUGGCUUGCCAAACAUCUGAGCACCAAUCUUCUCAGCGUGGAGAGCUUGAUAGCAAAGGAGUAUUCCCCUCUGGCGGCAGACGCCAGGAUGCAUUAUCAGAAGUUCAAGAUGGUACCCACCAUGCUGCUCAUCAGACUGAUGCAGGAGCGCCUGAAGGAAGAGGACUGCAUCAGGAGGAUUCUUUUCUCCUAUGGGUUAUCACAGAGUAUUGAGCAGAGUUCCCUGUGCUACACAGGCUGGAUUCUGGACGGCAUCCCUGAGACGCGGGAGCAGGCUCUGACGAUCCAGACCCUUGGCAUCUCCCCGAGACACGUCAUCGUGCUGAGUGCUCCAGACACCGUCCUGAUUGAGAGAAACUUGGGGAAGAGGAUUGACCCUCAGACUGGAGAGAUCUAUCACACCACCUUCGACUGGCCCCCGGAGUCGGAAAUCCAGAAUCGACUGAUGGUGCCUGCAGGCAUCUUCGAGGGGGAGACGGCGCGGAAGCUGCUCGAGUAUCACAGGAACAUCGUCAGGAUCCUCCCCUCGUACCCCAAGAUCCUGAAGGUCAUCAGCGCCGACCAGCCCUGUGUGGACGUCUUCUACCAGGCUCUGACCUACGUCCAAACCAGCCAUCGAUCCAAUGCCCCGUUCACCCCAAGGGUGCUGCUUUGCGGGCCUGUGGGCAGUGGGAAAAGCCUGCAGGCCGCCCUCCUGGCCCAGAAAUACGGCCUCAUCAACGUCUGCUGUGGGCAACUGCUCAAAGAAGCCGUGGCGGACAAGUCCAAAUACGGCGAUUUGAUCCAGCCAUUUUUCGAGAAGGAGAUAGCAGGCACUUACUAUGAAGAAGGCCGACCCAGAAGGAGGAGGGGGCCGUGGAGACAGUCAGUGCACGCGUUGGCUGGACACCCUCACUGCCCAGUGCUCCUUCCUCCUCCUGCGGCUUCUGAACAGGCUGCUCACUCCUGAUCCCCGCUCUGAGGGCCCGCCUGGGGAGGACGACUUGGCCUGGCUCUCCCCAGGCCCUCCUUAAGGUGUCCUGGACCCCGUGGUGAAGUUCCAGUGAGGCAGGCAGAAAGGGAUCCCCCGGGCGCGGCGAUCAGAGGAGGGAGACACGAUGAUCUGGGCGGGCGAGUCUGUGCGUGUCACCGGCUGGUGAACAGGGUCAGCCAGUGCGAGCUCUGGUGCUUCCCCGUCUGGUUCAGAUCCCGGGGUGCCCGCCCUGCCCUGCAGCAGCCACGAGGCCCGGGCGUCUCCGUGGAGAGGUGGGGACAGAAACCCCGGGUGCCGGGUUCACAUGAGCGUGGGGUGGGAUGUUCACAUGUGCACGGGCCGUGGGGGCAGCCAGCAGGGACAGAGGCCCGACGCCUGCUCAAGCCCACUCACCCUCCAGUGAGCCCAGCUUCCCCGUUGUUGAGACGGGGGACGGGGGUGAUUGGCCCUCUGGAAAACAUCUGUUGCUCUAAUGAGUGAAUAAGAUAACAAGUUAAUAGAUUUAUGUCAUUUUAAAUGUUGCUGCAUAGUAUUCCAUCCCACGGACUGGGUGGGUAAUUUGUAUAAUUCUCCCUGACAAAGCAUUUCGUGGUUCAGAAAGAAAGACAGUGACCAACCAGAUGAGGCAGUGUUGAUGGGGUAAACCUCAGGCAAAGGGAGGCGGAAAUUCCUUGUCUCUUCUUGGAAAUGUUCUGUACCUUUGAGUUUUUUUAUUAAACUAAAAAGUUGUGAAAAGUAAAUAUUUAGGUGGUUUUCAGAUUUGCAUGCCUUUCAGUGAUCCUGUAAGGCACCCUCCUGGGGUUUGCAGACACUUCUGAUUAGGUCAGAGGGAACCUAUGCCCGGGAGGCCCGUGGCACUGAACUAAGGUGCCCUCCCGCCCCUGGGCACCAGACGCUCGAGUCCUCCGUGGCUUUGCAUCUCGGGAUAUUGCCUAGUUAUUUGUUUUCUAUCACGGCUGAAACAAACUCAGCGGUUUGGAACAACACUCAUUUCUUCUCUCACAGUCCUGGAGGUCAGGACUUUUAAAGUCACGUGCUGGCAGGCCUGCAUUCCUUCCUGAGGCAUUCUCUGGGGACGGUCUGUUUCCCGGCCUUUCCCAGCUUCCGGAGGCCCCUUCCUCCAUCUUCACAGUCAGCAGCGCAGCCUCUUCAACCCUCUCUGUCUGCAUGCUAAACCCAGACCCAAGGGGCCUUUCCACUGGUGGUCAAGAGGCAGAGUUGUUUUGGUUUUUAUUUUUCCUUUUUUUUUUUUUGGUGGAUACAAAAGAGACUGAGCGCACACUUGCAUUUCCCGUACAGGGAGCCAGACCCUGGCAGCUUCAGUCUUCAGUGCUUUGUGCUAAUGUUUCCCUCCGCAGCCUUCUCUUUCCUUAGACGAGGUAGCUCUACACUCCUCCACUUGCUGCAGAAUUAAAGACACAACAACCACCACCAUCAUAUCUUCCCCACAGAAGCAAUAAGUCCUGUCAUUUCACUAAUCCCCCUCUCGCAGGGAUAACAAAGAAUGCAUUUACAUUCAUCACCAC
Molecule: messenger RNA, 3270 nt
Organism: Bubalus bubalis (water buffalo)
Lineage: Eukaryota; Metazoa; Chordata; Mammalia; Artiodactyla; Bovidae
Gene: AK8
Product: adenylate kinase 8
Exons: 12
Coding region: 383-1720 (445 amino acids)
Biological process (GO): nucleoside triphosphate biosynthetic process
Cellular component (GO): cytoplasm
Molecular function (GO): AMP kinase activity; ATP binding; nucleoside diphosphate kinase activity
Source: RefSeq, a predicted model, not a curated record